Messenger RNA from Pararge aegeria (speckled wood butterfly), 10075 nucleotides. RefSeq lists its product as uncharacterized. The record is from RefSeq and is a predicted model, not a curated record. The coding region runs from base 70 to 9315 and encodes 3081 amino acids. The transcript has 61 exons. Gene Ontology annotation, molecular function: protein serine/threonine kinase activity; protein binding. Lineage: Eukaryota; Metazoa; Arthropoda; Insecta; Lepidoptera; Nymphalidae. Gene Ontology annotation, biological process: double-strand break repair via nonhomologous end joining; telomere maintenance. Gene Ontology annotation, cellular component: nucleus.
CCGAUGCAGGUCAGCCGGCAUGUCAGAUAGAUUAUCUCUUAUUUGGACCCUAACUAGAGAUAGUUUAACAUGGAUAAAUGGGAGGCGGUAUUAACAAGUUGUCAAGAUGAAAAUGAUCAGAGAACCUUCGCCAAAGUUUUGAGAAGCGCUGAAAUUGUCCUGGCCGAGGAUUUAACACCUUUUGAGACAGAAUGGAUUCUGUCGACCCUGCUACACAAACCGGUGCAGCUCCUGCACGUUGUGACAAACAGACGCACAGACAAUGGCUGGGACACUAGCGUGCGCGAUUCAUUGAAGCUGCUGGCGAGCAUAGUCGACAAGUAUUCGUCAGCUGACAAGUACUACUAUGAAAUUGUACAGUUGUGCUUGCUUCAUUACGAGCCGCUGGUACGCCAGCAAGCUCUCUCGUGUCUCAGCAAAGUGGCCAGCAAGUCUGUGGAGGGUGCCCGGAGCUUUACCAGGCAUGUUUCCGCUCUGGAGGAGUCUACCACCUGCAAGGCGCCUCUUGCUGUUUUAGUGGGCACUAUAUGCGAACACCACCCCAGCGCAGUGGAAGAUGAGAUCACAAGGAUAUGGAGAGUGUACCUCAACUUGCUAGACUCCAAUAAGUACAGUGUGACAGUGAUCAAAUCUGUACUGGAAGGCAUUGGCGGCUUGUUCAAACACUUCGGCAUGGAGCUACCGACCCGGGAGUUAAGCAUCUUCUACAACAAACUGGUCACGUAUCUAGACCUGGGGAGGUGCGAAGAAGUGACACUAAAAUUCCUGCAGAAGUACGCACAAUUGUUCCGCGAACGUAUAUCGAGCGAUAAGUGCGCGCGCGCACUCUUAUGGAAAUGCAACAGUGUGAGUGCGCGACCCGCCAUACUAGCCACGUAUGGAGUGGUGUUCGACACAGUUACAGAUGUCGAUACUGUUAAGAAUAUCAUAGAAACAGAGAUCUACCCUCGAACAGCCAGAUCGACACGUUUCUACGAGCGUUUCACAGCGUUGCGCGUUUUGACGAACGCGCACGCACGCAAAGUUGCGUGUGCGUGCGACCUCUGCGAGCACGUCGACAUGCAAGAGCUGGAGUUCAGUUUGAGAGCUGGGAAUGUGGACUAUGAAACCUGCGAAGCGGUAUCUUGGUGCGUGCAGUCGAAGCUGCCGUUUAGCGAACGGCUACUACAGUCGGCCAUAUUGGUUUACGAUCGCUUUCCCGCCAAAAAGGAGAAGGGCGUGGUUGUACACUCAUUGCUGCAGUCUGACAGUGAAGUGAGGAAGUCGAUAACAAACUUCCUGAUCGCGGAAUCAGUACGGCCUUCCACUAAAGAACACUGCGCUAAGAUAUGGCGCGAUGUGUUCGAUACUGAGAGCAACACAGACGACAUUGUCCUCGAGAACUCUAUAUACGUGUUGCAUGACGUGCUGGAGUAUAUAACACUCGUGGUGGAGAACUAUCUAGAAGCCGAUGGAAAUCCCCUCCCAGAUGCAAUGCCAGAGCUUUUUUCCCUUUUGCUGGCAGUGCUGCGUUUGAACUCGGCAAGCGACUUGCCGUGCUCGCUACUGGCGCGAGCUCUGCACAAGUGCGCCCGCACGCACACGCAAGCGGUGCCGGCGGCCAUUUGCUGCGGCUUGUAUGCGGGUGAAGUUUAUGAGGACCUGCGUCUGGACACAUGUAGUGAUGGAGAGAUGAUACUUCAAUUCGCUUUGGUGCUGUUGGAAAUGCCUGAACACAUCGCUGCCAAAUGCCUGCCCCGGGAUAUUGUUUUAGCACUGCAGAUAUUAUUUUCCAAUAACAAUAGUGACUCGUCAGUUCUAAGCAAGGCUGUGCUGCUAUUGGACAAACUUUUGCAGGAAAACAGUGUACCUAUUCAAGACCAAACUCAGCUUAUGCAGAAAGUGGUAAAACUCUCGCAGCGUAUAGGCAAAAUUAGCAAAGGCGAUAGGAUUUUACAUUGGGACAUUGUUAUGUUUUUAGGUAAAUAUGGAAAACAGUGGGAGUUGGCUGACGGAGAAUCAAACUCAGAUAAUUUACUGAUCUAUAAAUUAAAUGAUGCCCUUAUGUUGGAUGUACCGCAUCACGAAGGAAUACUGAAGUUGAAUUUACAAGAAGUUCUCUAUUCAGCCAUAAAGCGUGAAGAGUCGAGUGCUUUAAAUAUGCUGUUAACUGUAAUUACUGCGAGUAUGACUACAAGGAAGGAUCCGGAGCGUAUCUUGCAAACGGCAUUACUGAGAGUAGUUGUGUCCCUCUCGCACUGUGAGGUAAACGAUGACGUCAUACGCGCCGCUGUCUCGCUUUGUGACGGAGUGUGUGCGAACGAGUUGAUAAGGUAUACCGAAGAAGAGAAGUCGUAUAGAUCUCGGAAAACGCUUCUAAAAGCGAUAGCAGUGUUGCUGGAAGCUGACGGAGCGAUUUUGGAAAAUAUUUUGGAUAACGUCAUACCAAACGAGAGUUACUUUACAAAUCAAUCCCAUUUAAACAUAGCAGAGUUUCUACUGAACCAUCUCCAAGACAACAAUUCGUUAUGUCAGAAAUAUCUACGCAGAGUUAUUGCAAAAAUUCUGUACUCUGAAAUUCGUGAUAUCGAAGUAAUGAAAACGGCAUCGGAUUUAUUGAUCGACAAAAUAGGAUUGUUCUCUACGACCGAUAUGCAAGAUUUCAUAAACAACACAUUCAAAAUACUGCUUUCGUCGAAAACAAAAAAUGCAACGAGAUGUACAAUCGCUAUGGAGGUCGUGAAACGGAUUUUGGACACGAAAAACGGAGUAUUGGAAACGGAGGAAGUUUUUGAUUUGUUUCUCAGAAUCGUCGCAAUGGAAGGAAAGAAGAUCAACUUGAAGAUGUUCAUGGCUGUAACGAAAGUUUUUGGGGUCGAUGAAGAAAGAGUUAAGCAAGCGUUCCUGGAGGACAACUUUUUGAGAAAGAUAAUGGAACGACGUUACUACGUGUCCCAAACGGAUCAUCAUGACAACUUCGAUACUGAAACGCAAUUCGAUUUUUAUUGCGAAUAUUUCGACGUCAUACGGCAGAUCGACGAUAACUACCAUAUAGAAAUGACAACAUUAACCCCGGAAAAUGUCAUUAAAUUUGACAAAAAGCUGUCAAAAUGUGUCUCCUUAACAAAAAUACCAGCUUGGUUCAAAGAUCAACCUGUACGGCAAAUAACUCAAGACAUAGAAAAAUACUCUUUCGAAGCGAACCACGAUGUUCUACACGCGCUAAGAAUCAUGGUGAAUGUAUGGUGGAAGGAAAAGUCUGCACCGAUUUUGAUGGAGUUCACAGAUGAUGUAAAGCGCUGGGCGGAUUGGAUAUCUAAGUUGAACGCUUCGGGUUAUAUUCAGAGGAAUUUGAAAUCCAAAAUGGCUUUCUUAACGGACGUUGUUGAGGUUUCUUUUAAAUUUUUGAGCGAUGAAGACGUCGCGGCGCUUGUUAAAGAAGACAAAAAAAAUGGUCUGAAAUUCUUAAGAGAUUUCAUGCCGGCGGUAUACGAUCGUCUAGUAAAACGUCCGUACGUGCUGAUGCAACCUUAUAUGGAAGAUUGCUGUACCGUUUUGAAUGAUGUUGUGAGAUACGCGGUGAGGAGGAAUAGGGGCGAGGAUGUUAUUGAACUGGUUAACUCUCUAUGGCCGCGUUAUGAGCGACAUUCCACGAUGGAUGAGAAGUACUCGCUGUUUUCGGACCUGUGCCCCCUCCCCCCGGAAGGCGGCGCGGGGCGGUGGGCGGUGCUCGCCAUCGGCUCGGGCGACACCAAGCUAGAUGAUAAAAUCAGAUUGUUGCAAGUUUUGCGAGUCGGUGGAGAGUACAGCGCUCUGCACAAGCUCCUGUGCCCGCAUCUGCCCGCGCGACUAAGCGAGCUAUCCGGACUCGCGUCGUGUUGCUUCCGGUCUCUUCUUGACGCUCUCGCCGACGCGAGCGACACUCGCGCUGACACGAGCGACACUCUCCUUGACAUCGUCGCCACGCUGGCUGCCAGUGACAGUGAAAAGGGAUGGUGGGACGACGCUAUAGACGUAUGCAUGUCUGCUGUAGCGAAAAAAGCCGAUGUGCGUACCUACCGGGCGGUGUUUGCGCGAUGCUUCGAAGGGAGAGGCCUUGGUGCUUGCACACGACUCAUGCUUCCGUUGCUGAGGUAUUCAACACCGUCGCUAUGCGAGGAAUUCUUCUCUACGGUGCUAGAAGAAUUGUUGAAUAUACUAAAGAAGAAACCAAGAGACGUCAGCGCCCACUACAGCUAUGAGAAAUGUCUGCUCGACUACGUACUGGCAUUUUAUAUGCUUGAAGUCGUGUUCCAGAAGGUGCCGAAAGACCAUAUACAAUCUCCCAGGUCAGUGCUAUACAGCAAGAUGUCGAUUGGAGACACUCCCUCGUUUAUCGUGAGCACAGCGUGCAAGCUGUGCGUGACUUUGCGGAACAUUGUGAAGUGCCCCCCCGAAGCGGACGAUAAUAUGCGAAAAAGCUUCAGGUCAUUCUUCUGCGCGAACUACAAUACGCUUGCGUCUGCCAUUUGUUGCACGCAAAUGAAGCCGCAAAUAUGCGCCACAGUCUUCACACAAACUAUCUGGGACACUCUGAUUGGUGACGAGGAAAUCCAGCUGCCUCUUAGGCCGCAAUGGAAUCAACGGAGCACCCGCCAGGCCGUGUCAAUCGAGGUGGCGGGUGGACUGCUGUCGUUGCGCACGCCUGCGACUCUUAACAGCGUGCGCACACCGGCGUUCUUGCGCACACUCUCCGAAAACAUCUUCCAGUAUGACUUAGUCGAAGAAGAUGAUCAGGCUCCAGCUCAGAACCUACAGCUGUCGGACAACGUACUCAACCGUCACGAAUGUGCGGGCACGUUGACUGCCUUGCUCAGUAGAGUAAGCGUUCUCGAAGGCGUGAAUUGGCGGGACGCUCUCGUCGCCACCCUGGAGGGGAGUGCGAGGGCGAACGUCAAAUGGCUUUUGACACAGGCUAUAUGCAACAGUAAGGAGGAUUUCAAGCCGCACGCUAGUGCCCUGCGCCCGGCGUUGCUGGCGGUCAUCGUCAGCACUGCAAAGGACAACAAGCUGAACGGUCUACAUAUUGAUAUCAUGGAUACAUUAAUAUUUUGGAACGAGACUAACGAGCCCUCUAGCAACUUAAACUCGACCAUAGAUUGCAUAAUAACGACAGCCAUAGACAAUAGACUGAACAAGAGCAUCUACUACAUGCUGUUGGAUAAAUUGACCAAAAUGUUGCACCGUUCUGUGACUAUCAACUGGAGUUUUUUCGAGAAUCGAUUAGCAGAGCCCAAUUCAGAGACCGCAAAAUACUACAUAGAUAUUAUGAAACGGGUAUUACAAUGCAAUGUGUAUAUACCGGAGUUGCUACCAGCUUUGACCGCUACACUUGGAAAUGUGCGGGCAAUGUCCGAACUGACCACGCUGUUCGCUCUCGCCAUGGCCGCCGCUCGAGACAGGGGGGAGGGCGAGGGGGAAUGGCUCAAUAGGUACCGGAAAGUGCUGGACCGUUUACGUAGAAGCGACCACGGGGAGUACAUCAAGCUUCUGCGGGAGGCGCAGAAAGGUUUCCCGGGAUGCUGUGACGAGACUCACUUCCGAUCUAUAGCAGACCUCACUCCCAAGGUCACGGGUCGGCCGAAACUGCAGUGCCUUGAGAUACUCGCGGCGUACGUGUCGGACGCGCGGCGCAACGAACGCGUCGCUAGCGUGUUCGACACCGUGGGGCUGGUGGAGAUGACGAACACGCGUGAGGCACUCGCACUGAUAAGAAACGGCCUGCACUUAAUGGAGGAAAAUCUGCGAAAGCGUAUAGUGAGCCAAGUCGCCGGCACAUGUCAGCAGUUGCCGGUCAAAGUGCGCAGUGUGGCCUACGGGGUGCUGGUCAAAGCGUUACAAUUGCUUCUGUCAACGGAACCCAAAGAACCUUUUGCUAAAAGGCGCGCCCGGGAGUCGAACUCGCUACUCCUCUCGCUCAGCGAUGCUUACACUGAAACUGUACUGACGGGAGUAGCCCAGGGUUUGGUGGAUGGAGAUGCAGAAAUUUCCGAAAGCGUAAGAGAGGGAGUCGGUGGAUGCCUUAGUGAAGAUUGCGGAGUCAGACUGUGCGAAAGUUUUCUAUUAGCUCUGGCCGUACCCUUUAAGAACACAUCGAAGUUGCCAGAUGGUUCCAACUUGGCGGCCAUGUUGGAUUUAUUCUUCCGACGUAUCCGAGAUCAGGAGAUUUUCCAGAAGGCGACAUUGAGAGAGGAACCAUUAGAACUGCGGCCAAUAAUAUCUACGACAGCUUCUCAGUCUACUUUGACUCUUGGAAACCAGCGUGGCGCUGAACAAGAUUCUUCUACCGUCUGUUUAAAUGUCCAGAUGUCACUGGACGAAAUACUCAAAACAUUGUUGCUCGUACUACAGAAAGACCCCGCAGCAGCUACGUCGGUCACCAUCCAGCUAAUCAAGGCGUUCAAAACGCGACGUCCCGGCUUUGAUUUCGACUCGACAAUGUGUGACAUUAUAUUGAAAUGUCUCAGCACCAUAUGCAAUUUAACGCCUUGCAUUUUGAGUAUAGCCAGGCAUGUUGACAUAUGGGAGUCAUCCAAUUUAGAAGAAGUUAUAAAUGAGCUAGUUCGGAAAACCAGAAAUACUGAGGGGGAAGAUAUUUGCAAGCUUUUGCGAGAGGAUUACAGAAUGCGAGUUCAUGGCCCAGAACUGUUUCUGAUGGGGAUAACGGAUGAUGAUGUUGAUAUGCUUGAAGCUGUACCAGAAUUUUCAUUGAAAGAUCUUACUUCGUGUUUCGGCAAGCUGUCAAACUGGGAAGACCUGACGUCACGAGAGAAGAGAUCUGUCAAAUCCGCCCUCCCGGCGUUGUGGAGCAGUCAACGCAAUUUCGAGGCUGAUAUUCAAGAGUAUGAUUUGACAGACUGUCCCACGUGGGUGAACGCAAUGGUCUCAGCGUAUCGGAACACCGAGCAGCACACAUUCAAAUGGCUAACGGAGAUGGACACGUGGCCGAGGAAGCCGUUUGAUAUAUCAGCUUUGAUGGAGGCCACAAUCUGGGACCGUAUCCGCGACACGUGCGACGUCAAGCUGCCCACGUUACCUCAGCACAUACACCCGUCGGACUGUCUCGCUGAGUGGGCCUUUAGGAUUAUGCUGAGAUCCAGCUACUUGAAGUCGCUGAAGGAAACCUCAAAUGAGGAGCUGGAUAAGCUGUCUCACUCGCACGAGCUGCUGUGGUGUGCGAGUGCGAGCGAGAGAGGGUUACACGCACAGGUUUUGGAGUGCUGCAAGCAUGUCACUGGUUUGUACGAGAGCGAAACGAUGAAGUGGUUACGUCACAAAGUGCUAGCCCGCAGAGCGAUUGCACUCGAGAGAAACGAUAGCGAAAGUUUGAAGAGCGCACUCAAUUUUGCUGAACAAUAUGCGAAACAGUUUGCGGCCAAGUCGUGCUUGGAAGACGUACUCGGCAUGAAUGAAGUGAUACUGCGCUUGAAACGAGAAGUAAAAUCAUUAAAGCAGGACGAUAUAGAAAAAAUACGCACUGAAAUAUCAAGCAAGUUGAGGACAAAGGAGCUUAUGCCAGAUAAGCUAUCGAAAUUUAGCAAAAAGCACCUGGAUUCAAUAUUUGUAACCGCUAUGAGCUAUUUUAAUGGCCUCUGGGAUUCUUAUACAGGUGCAACUAAAUAUGACCUUUUAAAGUACAUGAUGGGUAUACUAGAACUGUUCGCGAAGCUGGAUUUGGGUGAUAAGGGGAAACUAUUGGCGGAUGUGAUAAUAGACAGGUUCGAUGACGUCACUUUGGAUCCCAAAAUGGCGCGCGAACUGUUGGACGUGUUCAAGUUAGUAAGCAAUCGACUGGACGAAAUAUCCAUCGGUCGGUUAACCAGUGUCUUGGACGAGUGCACUGAAUACCGGGACGAGUUGAAGGAGAUUUCGGACGAGGUCGGGAUGGGCAAAUACCGACGGUGCCUCAGUCUACUGUGCGACGCUGAGUAUCAGUUGCUGCAGUAUUGCAGGAACUUGGUAUGCUCUUUGGAAAGAGAAGAUUCUGCCGGAUGGUCACGGGUGUACACAAAUAUGAUGGCAGCCAUUUUUGAGAACCCAUACGCGGGGCCCAACUAUGAAGUGCUACAUAAAUUUAGGAACGCCUUGGAUGAUAUCGCUGAUAAAGGUACCAGCAGGGAUUUGAAACUAGAAGUGUUGUCAUCAAUACAGUCGCAGCUAAGAGGGACGCCAAAGGACACUGUUUCCCUCUCUAACCUCUGUCCCGCUCUCACGCACGGGUUAGAGGGAGACGAAAACCUCGCGAGGCUUUUGUGCUUGAAGAGAGGUGUAUUUGUCGCGAAGUUUGAGGAAAAGAUAUCAGUGUUCGUGGACUCCAUCCGUCGGCCCACGUUGGUGCGAUGCCGACUGACGGACGGAUCGCUCGUGCGGUUUAUCGUGAAGAGCGGCGAACGAAUCCGACCGCACUGCGCGGCGGUGCGCCUUCUGACGACUGUGCAAGCGGGGUCUACUAGGCGCUACAACACUGGAUAUCAUGUGACCCCGCUGAAUGAGGAAUGUGGUCUCAUCCACUACCUCGAAGACCACGAGCGGCUGAAGGAGUUGGUCUCCGCCGCGUGCGCAGUGGACAGUUUGGUUUCGACCGUUCACCGUUCCAAGGACAGCGAGCUUAUUCUGGCGCCGACCAGCUCCUUGCAGCAGUUUGAGCUGAUGUGCGCCAAAGUACCAGCUUAUUUACUGAGAUCCGCCAUCGAGUCGAGAUGCGUCAACACCCAAGACUUCAUCGCUAAGAAGAAGAACUUCUUGGAGUCAUUAUGCGACAUGACCAUACUCAGUUACUUUUAUGGUAUCGGCGAUCGUCACUUGGAGAACACGAUGUACAGCAUCCAAGAUGGCGGAGUGUGUCACGUGGACCUCGGCGCCAUCUUGCAAUAUGGCGGCGGGGAACUCCCGCCCGCCAGGCUGACUAGAAACGUGCUCGCGGUUUGCGACAUUACAGUAACAGAAAGCCGGCUUCAGAGCAUCUUAUCUUAUAUUCGCGACUCGCGCGAGCUACUCUUGCCAGCUAUCACUGUCUCUUUCAAGUGGAUGGAGGAUCAAGAACUAAUGAACAAGCUACACCACGUCAAGAACUUGAUUCUGGGUUCAACAUUAUCCCACAAAGUUACUGUCGAAGAAUUAUCAAAGUCCAAUAGAAAAUACAAGGAAAAGUAUAUAGAACUGCUCGAAGACGUGUUCGCCGAUUUUGAAGUAAAAGAAACUUACACUAUCGAAGAACAAGUGUCAAGUUUGCUGCGUCAGAGUACGGAACCCCGUAUUCUCAGCGUCACAAGGUCCGGCUGGGAGCCCUGGAUAUAACAUAAUGGAGACGAUAUCGGAAAAAUAGCAUUGUGCGAUUAAGAUCGCAUUCGCAAAAAUAUGGAAGGCUUUGGCCGUGGCUUGUAACCACGCUAGCGACAACGACGUUCCGCCAAGCAAUUUAGCUUUACGUAACGAUGCCGCGUAGGAACCGAUUAGGUGUAUAAAAACUGCCGUACCUCUAAAAGGCUAGCCGGUUACUAACUUUGACUGCAUCAUUAUUUUCCAGCAAGUGAGAUUGCAGUCACAGGGCUAACUGGUAGAGGAAUAAAAAAAAAUAACAAGAUCACUGCCACAGAAUCAAGAACAUGAAGAAACCGUGUACACGCCUAAUGUUGGAGCAUCAGAAACCAUUCAACUUUAAUAUUGUUUCUCAGUACGUUAGUUAUUUCACUCCAUUUAGCAGUUGAUAGUUAAUAUUUACCUCUAAAGUUCUAAAUGUUUACUUUUUAACAGUGUUUAUUGAAUUAAGUGAGUCAGUGUUUAUUGAAUCAAGAUUCGCCAAUAUGAACUUGGCGCAGAUCGAGUACCAAAUUGCGCGAGCAUGGUAGAGCUCACCAGUAUUAUUACAAUUUUUAUGCUUGAUUACUGUUUUGGGAAAGAAAAAUAUGAACAGUAGACGUUUCAGGUCCAUACUAAAUUUUCAGACACACAUACACACACCCACAAUCACACAGUUCCUAAUAAUACUUUGUCAAACUAAAAAAAACUAAACUGCGUUUUUAAAUAAUAAUGUGUUUAAUUAAAUGUGUUAAAAAAA